UGAUCUGUCAUGGAGGGCAAGAGGAGCAAAUUUUCAGAUUUUGGUUAAAUUUUUACGUAUUAAUGAUAAAUCAUCUGUUAACAUUCAAAGAACAAUGUCUAAAAUGGCAAGAUCGAUUUUUUCUUCCAAAAGCAUGCAGGAAAAGGUUGCUAAAGGAGCUCUAUUAGCUAUUAUUCUUGCAAUUGGUGCUAAAAAAUUGUCUCCAAAAUUGAGAAAAUUAUUAUUUGGCUCGAAGAAACGGUCGAUUUCAAAAAGCAAAGAUUCUUUAGACGAUGGAAAUGGUUCUGUUAAUGAUAAGAAAGGAAAAGGAAGUUUGAACAAGGAAUUUUACAGACAACUUCGUUAUCUUCUGAAAAUAUUGUUCCCAGGGAUAUGGAGCAAAGCUUUUGGCAUCCUUACACUUCAUACUGGAACUCUAGUCGCAAGAACAUUUCUGUCAAUUUAUGUUUCAAUGUUAGAUGGAAAAAUUGUCAGAACUAUUGUUAGACGUGAUCUUAGGGCAUUUUUACUUCAACUAUCUCAAUGGCUUCUUAUAUCCAUUCCUGCAACAUUUAUUAACAGUUUAAUCAGAUACCUAGAGUGUGAACUUGCUUUAGUUCUCAGAACAAGAUUAGUGAAUCAUGCUUAUAAUCUGUAUUUUGACAAUCAAACAUAUUACAGAGUUAGCAACUUGGACAGUAGACUUGCAAAUGUUGACCAGUGUCUAACAGAUGAUAUAACCAUGUUCACUCAGUCUUUAGCACACUUAUAUUCACAUUUAACCAAACCAAUGCUUGAUGUUACAUUAAUGUCUUUCACAUUAUACACACUUGCAAACAAAAGAGGAGCAAGUUCGAAAUAUCCCUCAAUAAUAGGAUCAGUGGUUUUAUACGUGACAGCUCAAAUUCUAAAAGCAAUAUCACCAAAGUUUGGUAAACUUGUUGCAGAGGAGGCUAGACUCAAAGGAGACCUCAGAUUUGUGCAUUCAAGAGUAAUUGCCAAUGCUGAGGAAAUUGCAUUCUAUGGUGGCCACAAGAUAGAGUUGAAUCUUCUACAGAAAUGCUAUAAAAAAUUAGCAGAACAAAUGCAUUUGAUAUUUAACAAACGAUUGUGGUAUAUCAUGUUUGAACAAUUCUUAAUGAAAUAUGUUUGGAGUGCCAGUGGUUUGAUUAUGGUAGCGAUACCUAUUCUUACAGCAAAAGGUGGUGGAAUUAGAGCUGAUGGAUCAGAGGUGGAUGAUGACCCAGAUGGAGGUGUAAGCGAAAGAACAAAAGCCUUCACUACAGCUAGGAACUUACUGAUUAAUUGUGCCGAUGCUAUUGAAAGAAUGAUGUCUUCUUAUAAAGAGAUAACUGAACUAGCUGGAUACACAUCUAGAGUUUCAGAAAUGUUCGAAACUUUCAAUGAUAUCAGACAGGGAAAGUACAAGAGGACAAUUGUGACAAAGCAAAAAAAGGGAAAGUCAAACUUAAAGAAAAUUUCUGGACCAUUAGAAAUAAAAGGGAAGGUAAUUGACACAGAGUCUGUUAUAGACACAGAAGAUUUAGCCAUCAUUACACCUAAUGGAGAUGUUAUUGUAGCCAGUCUGACUAUGAGGGUUGAACCAGGCAUGCAUCUUCUUAUAACUGGACCAAAUGGUUGUGGAAAAUCCUCAUUGUUCAGAAUUUUUAGUGGAUUGUGGCCUGUGUACAAAGGAAAACUUCAGAAACCUCCACCAACUUCAAUGUUUUAUAUCCCUCAAAGACCCUAUAUGUCUAUAGGAACAUUGAGAGACCAAGUGAUAUAUCCAGAUAAUGUAGAGGAUAUGAAGAAGAAAGGCAUGAUUGAAAAAGACUUAAUGAAUAUACUGAAUAUAGUCAACUUGCAACACAUAGUUGACAGGGAAGGAGGUUGGGAUUCAGAAAGUGAUUGGAAAGAUGUGUUAUCUGGAGGAGAGAAACAGAGAAUGGGCAUGGCUAGGAUAUUUUAUCACAGACCACAGUAUGCAUUACUUGAUGAAUGUACCAGUGCUGUUUCUAUAGAUGUAGAAAGUAAGAUAUACCAAACAGUCAAGGACAGUGGGAUAGUAUUACUUACUAUCACUCAUAGACCUUCAUUGUGGAAAUUUCAUACCCAUCUGUUACAAUUUGAUGGAGAAGGAGGUUGGAGAAUGGAAGAACUUAAUACAAACACUCGUCUUACCCUUAACGAAGAAAAACAGAAGCUUGAGACCCAAUUAGCUGGUGUACCUAAGAUGCAUAACAGACUAUCAGAGCUUUGCUCUAUAUUAGGAGAGGAUUCAGUCUUACUAUCCAGUCAUGAUAAUUUAGAUGAUGUAGAUGAAUUGGUAGAGAGUUGAUGCACAACAUUCCCUAGUUGAUUUCUUUUAUUUCUUCAAAUUCUCUUGCCAGUGAUAUUGUACUAGUUAACUAGUGUUAGUGAACAGUUUUAGAAACAAAUCAUGUCUAUGAUUAACAAAUCAUGUCUAUGAUUAACAAAUCAUGUUUAUGAUUUAACAAAUCAUGUUUAUGGUUUAACAAAUCAUGUUUAUGAUUUAACAAAAUCAUGUCUAUGAUUUUGGUACAUAAAAUGUUUUAUUAAAUAUUCAGUUUACAAUAACUAAUUACACAUUAUUGGGUAUUUUCCCUUUGUGAUUAAUUUUAACAAACAGAGCACUAUUGAUUGAUUACAUUUUAAUUUGACAGCAUUCUUUAAAUAUUUGAACAACCAAUAUUUAUGAAUGACCAUUACUACAGCAUUGAUUACAAGUUUGAUGUUCUGUUGUUGUUUAAUAAUUCCAUAUGUAUCUAGUCAGUUUUGAUAUUUGUGCUCAGGGUAGCAUAUAUGAAUGUACUUAUAUUAUGUCUUUUUAAACCAAGGAAAAGAAAUUCCCAGAUUUUCAUUCUAACUUUAAGGGGUCAUUUAACGAUAAAAAAUGCUCUAAGUUUCUAUCAUCGUAACCCUGGUGGUUGUUUGUAAUAGGAUUGUAUAAGAUUGGAAUUACCCUAUUCAAGAAAAAAGUUGGAUGAGAAUCUGGGGCAUUUUUUUACUAUGGCCUAAAUGUAUAAUGGUUGUUUUCCUGUACAAUAUACUCAUUCUAAGCACAAAUCAUAUUUUGUAAAAGAUGUCAGCAUUUUAUACAAGGGAUGGGAAAAAAUACAACAAUUUUCUGUGAAGAAUCCGAUUAUAUUAUAUUAAUAGUAAUUAGUUAAUAGAAAAAACUCCUUUUUCUAAGGUAAUUUUCUUUGAAGAAUCAGAUUAUAUUAUAUUAAUAGAAAUUUGUUAAUAAAAAAAAACUCCUUUUUCUACGGUAAUUUUCUUUAACAGUGAUGUCAGCAUCAAACUACUGAAUUAUUCAUCCAGAGCAUGAACAAAAUUUACAAAUUUUGUUGAUCAUAAGAUACUUUUACAAACUAUAGAUUUCAUCUUUUGAUGUCAGAAAGACAAGUUUUAACAAAGGAGUGACGGGGAAGCAAUUAACUGUUCUGUCUUUUUUUUUAUUCUGUAGAUAACUGUCGACUUACAUUUAUCAUUUUUAAAACUGAGUAAGGGGUAGAUCCUCCUUUGCAGAACAAACUUCUGGAAUUUUCAGAAACCAUUGAAAAACCAAUAUCCCAUUCUUGAAGCCAUCUUUAAUUUUAAAAUGUGUUUCAGCAAUGCACUUUUUGUAAGUCUACCAUCCCUUAAAAAAGGCCACAUCUACAGUUAAAAUGUGCAUUUCAAUCCUUUGAAAAAUUUGUGAUGGGUGUAAUUUGUUAGUAUAAAAUUGCUGUAAGAUGUAGAUGAGCAAAAAAUACCAUCAUUUAUUAAGAUUAUUCAAAAUUGUAGAUGGCCUCUUCUUAUUAAAAACAACAUAAUUUCCAAGUCAAGCUAAAUUUUCUAUUAUUAUAUGAUUAUACAACUACCAAAAUUUGAGAGACUGCCAUCUUAUAAAAAUCUUUCUUUAUGGCAAAAUCUGCUGUAACAGUAUUAAUAUAUAUGAUAGUGUUUUUGAAAUGAGUGUAUUUUCAUGGGAAUAUUGUAUUAUGUGUGGAUAUUAUCAUUGUGAUAUUAAAUUAAGGAGUCUUAAAAAGCUGUAUCAUUUUUUCUUUGGUGGAUUACCAUCAGUUGUCAUUUUCUGCUAAGCUUAAAUGUAUUUUUGUUGUAUUAUUAGUUGUAUUUAUAAGCAAAGGUUUUACUGUCACAAAAAGUUGUUUAUGUGCCAAAUAGGAAAUCUGGAAGGUUCAAGCAAUUGCAGAAAGAUACUCAUCUAAAUGUGUAUUAUGUGUAACCAGAAUAAAGACAUGUUUGCAUGAAUAAUGAAAUCCAUAGCAAUGUUUUACCAAUUUCUCACAUAACUUUAGUCUAUUUGUUAAUAUAUUUUGUCUACCUUUAGCUACAUAGUUUAGAUGGCUAAAUUUUUAAAAAGGCACAAAUAUGAUUUUUCAACUUAAAAAGAUACCUACUGUGUCCCCAUUUACUUUAAAAAAAAUAUAUAUUGUUUUCUAAUUCAUUCUAUUUUGUAUAUCACUAAGUCCUUAACAAUGCAAAUUACAAUGCAGUUUGAUUUUAAAAAGAAUAUGUUACUGAUCGGCCAUUUUUAAUAAUGAUUAAUUUUUUAAACUAUGUUGAAUGUACCUUGUCCAACAAACAGACAUUUUUUUCACCAGAGAGAGUUUUCACUUAUACCAUGUUACCUGGGUAUAGCUAUAUAAACAAGUAUCAUAUUACCACAUAAUGUUUCACAUUUUUACAAAUUUAAAUGAUAAGUCAACGUAAUAAAUAUUAUGUUUUUGCUGACCUCGUCUAGACAACUGACAUGUGAUUUUUUGCCACCUUUUGGCAUUCUUUUUUCAUUCCCUGUUGUAAAUUUUAUAAUAAAAAAACAUUCUGUGAAGUUAGACCAAAUUGUUCUGCAUUCUGUUAAGGGGAUGUAACAUGGCUUUUGAAGGCUAAUAGUAGGUAAGCUAAUUUGGCUUCCAUUACUGUGUACAAAAAAUAUAUACCGGGUAAGUGAAGUACAAACAACCAAAGUCAAAUUCUACAAUUUUUAAUAUCUCCUUCAACCACCAAAGCUUAUAUUAAGGUAGAUGUAAAUACUUAUAUUAUGAAAUUGGUUUUUGUGAUUUAUUUAGAAUAGAGAGGGUUCUUAUAUAGACCCUUUGUAUAAGUAACCUGUAAGACUUGAAUAGUUUGAUCAAAGGAAGAAAGCUUCCAAAGACCUACUAACAAAGUGUACAGGGUAAUCUAAUAUUGUUAUUGAUGUUGUAAAUGUGUUGUUGGGUUUGUUAUCUCAUUAAUUGUUACCUGGCAUCCUUUAUUCUUAUCCCUUUUUCAUUGGUCGGGAUAAAAUUAUGAACAAAGUGUAUGAAUUUUAUGGUAUGAAGAUAUGCUUCAUUUAGGUCCAGGCUAUAAGGCUUAAAAGUUACAUAAUAAGAUGUGGUUAUCCUUUUGAGAUCACUGGAUUUUCCAGUAAUCAUAGUCUUUUAUCAGCAUCAGAAUCCAGGGUGUCUUUUUCUGAGCAUCCUCUUCUGGUCAUGUUCCAAAAAUACUUUUUUGCUUAAAUAUUUUACCAAAUAUCAUUAAAUAUACAACACAAACAUCUACAACUUAAAAUUUAAAGAUUAAACUAACAGAAAAUUAAGUGUCGAUAAGUUUAUUUAAAAUUUUCAGAAAAAUCCUUUUAAAAUCAAAGGCAGAUAAUUAUACUGAAGUUGAUAGGACAAUUGUGUUUUUUUUUUUAAUUUUCAAAAAAAUAAGGCCUGUGACGGUGUGACCCCCUUUUUUUAUUUUAUAUUUCAUGAAAAGCAAUUCUCUCAUUGAAUUUUAACUAAUUCUAUCAUUUAAUGUUUCCUCAAUAGAGAAAAAUAAAGUUUCUGCUAUAUAACCCAUACAAAAUAAUUGCAAUUUCGUUAAUUUUAAUAUAUUUUAACAAAAAAACGAGGUCUGUGACCCCCAGUUUUUAUAUUGAAAUUUGAAAGUAAAUUGACCCAGAUGUCUUUCACUAUAGUUUAAGAAAAAUCUAUCGUCAAACAUUUGGACACCCCGGCUACCUUAAAUGAUAAGACCUUUAUGUAUUUGCCUUGACCUAUAAUGGUUUACUUUUAUAAAUUGUAACUUGGAUGGAGAGUUGUCUCAUUGGCACUCAUACCACAUCUUCCUAUAUCUAUUGGAUGUGUUUUUGCAUGGUUACUGUGGAUUUCAUUAAUAUUUUUGGGAUACCAAUUUUCAUGGGUUUCAUGGGUACAGGUGAACCAGGAAUUCAAGUAUUUAGCCAAUUAUAAAUUUUCUAAAGGCUUUGAAUGUAGAGAUAAGCAAAAUUUAUUUAUCAGUUUUUAAGGUUGAUAGGCCUGCUUUCCUGUCACCUAUUCAUCUAUGUACUAUAUUUUGUAUUUAUUAUUAUACUAUGUAAAAACUUAUAAUAACAACACUUUCCUGAUUGCUCAAGUGAUUAAAAAAUAUGACAAAUAUACCGAACUCCAAGGUAUAUUCAAAAAGGAGAAGUCCAUAAAAACCAAUAAAAUCAAAGGUUAUCAAUCAACUGAAAGAAUGAAAAACAAGUGUCAUAUUCCUGCCUUGGUACAGGCAAUUGAAAAAUGGUGGGUUAAACCUGGUUG
Messenger RNA from Mytilus californianus (California mussel), 6554 nucleotides. RefSeq names its product ATP-binding cassette sub-family D member 1-like. The transcript is spliced from 10 exons. The coding region runs from base 95 to 2317 and encodes 740 amino acids. Gene Ontology annotation, molecular function: ABC-type transporter activity; ATP binding; long-chain fatty acid transmembrane transporter activity. Gene Ontology annotation, cellular component: peroxisomal membrane. Gene Ontology annotation, biological process: peroxisome organization; long-chain fatty acid import into peroxisome; fatty acid beta-oxidation. The record is from RefSeq and is a predicted model, not a curated record. NCBI's taxonomy places the organism in Eukaryota, Metazoa, Mollusca, Bivalvia, Mytilida, Mytilidae.